GGAACGUGUUGUUGAAGGGACGUUUAGGUUAGAAGGAAUUGGCUCAGAGCUCCUGUCACUCUUCAGCAUCAUCUUGUUGUGAAAACGAAAUGACAUCAAAAAAACUAACUCAAUUAUAGCCAAAACAGAUCCAUUUUCAUUUAGCUAUCUUGUCAGCUUGAGAUAUUAUCUCAGUCGGAACGCAGAAUUUAAUACUAAUUGUAUAUCAAGACGUCAUUCUUCAAUUGUAUUCAAUGGAAAAACGGAAUGGCCACCACGGCGAGAAUGAACCGGAGACCGGGGAAAACGAAGAAACGGCGCCUGCUCCACCGAAACAGUCGUGUUCAAGGAGUGACGAGUCGAAUAUUUUUAUAUUAGACGGUAACAACACGGAGACGACCACGACCGGGGGUUGUGCCACUACCGACGAACGACGCACAUCUACAUCCAACUAUUCGUCGAGGCAAAAGAUUGACUCCCUGGGAAAAAUCAGGCCACCCUUCCCUUGGUUUGGGAUGGACAUCGGUGGCACCUUGGUGAAGCUGGUCUACUUUGAGCCCAAAGAUAUCACAGCCGAGGAGGAGCAGGAGGAGGUAGAGAACCUAAAGAGCAUCCGGCGCUACCUGACCUCCAACAUAGCCUACGGUAAGACUGGGAUCAGAGAUGUUCACCUGGAGAUGAAGGACCUGACGAUAUGCGGACGCACAGGGAACCUCCACUUCAUCCGCUUCCCCACCCAGGAUCUGCCGGCCUUCCUACAGAUGGCACGCAACAAACACUUCUCCAGCCUCCACACCACCCUCUGUGCCACCGGAGGGGGUGCCUACAAGUUUGAGUUUGACUUCCGCCAGAUGGCUGACCUCCAGCUGCUGAAGCUAGAUGAGCUGGACUGUCUGAUACGGGGUGUACUCUACAUAGACUCAGUGGUGUCCAAUCCUUCAGAGUGUUACUACUAUGAGAACCCUACAGACCCUGAACACUGUGUCCAGAAACCCUUCACUCUGGAGAACCCUUACCCUCUACUGCUGGUCAACAUCGGCUCUGGCGUCAGCAUUCUGGCCGUCUACUCCAAGAACAACUACAAACGAGUAACCGGGACCAGUCUGGGUGGAGGGACAUUCCUGGGGCUGUGCUGUUUACUGACUGGCUGCUCCAGCUUUGAGGAGGCUCUGGAGAUGGCGUCGCAGGGGGAGAGCACGCACGUGGAUAAGCUAGUACGGGACAUCUACGGAGGGGACUACGAGCGCUUCGGCCUCCCCGGCUGGGCUGUGGCCUCCAGUUUUGGGAACAUGGUGUGUAAAGAGAAGCGGGAGUCCAUCUCUAAAGAGGACCUAGCCAGAGCCACCCUGGUCUCCAUCACCAACAACAUCGGCUCCAUCACCAGGAUGGUUGCGCUCAACGAGAACAUUGAGAGGGUGGUGUUCGUAGGGAACUUCCUGAGGGUGAACACCCUGUCCAUGAAGCUGUUGGCCUACGCCAUGGAUUACUGGUCUAAAGGCCAGCUGAAAGCCCUGUUCCUCAGACACGAGGGCUACUUCGGAUCAGUCGGGGCUUUGCUGGAACUCCUGGAUCCAUCCUGAUUGCUACGGUGGCCCUGAAGGUCAAACUAGCACUUAAGACCCAAGGACUGCUCUCACCCAAAGCCAGACUCGCACUAAGACUGUUAAACCAAAGACCGUCCAUCCAGCAGGAGCUUUACACUUUUAUCCUCCACACUCUAUUGGUGUGGUGUGCUUGCCUGUACAAGUAGCCAGGUAGGUAGCCUGUAUAGUAGACAAGUAGCCUGGUCCGUCUGCAUACGUUUGACAGGACUAUGAAUCCCACCAGGAACGACCACCGAUGUUGCCUUAACUGCUGGAUAAUCACAUGCCUGUUUGACAGGUUUAAUAUAAUUGCUCUGUCGCCAUCAGCAGCCGAUGGCUCAGCUCUAGAUGUUGACCUCCAUAGAAGGCUCCAUGGUUGGGGCCCACUGGGCAUUCUACUGGCACUCGCGUCAGGGUUCAUUCCGGCCAAUACAGGAAGUACAUUGACGUUCCGAUUCUCUUCAAUGCUUUUCAUUUAGGAAAAUGUGGAAUUUGGUUUACUUUCUGAAUUGACAGGAAUUGUAAUGGAAUUGAUCUCAACCCUGAUUUACUGUUACGUUAAAUUUAUUUUGUAUUUUUUACUAUUGUUUACUGUGACGUUUUUCAGCUCAGAUGCAAAGUAAUUGCUACAUGUUGAUGGAAGAGGUUUUGAUUGAUAUCUGAUAAUGGCAAAUGGAAUAUUUGUGGGUCUGUUUUGGACAUAAAUGUUAAGUUUUUCACCUGAA
Messenger RNA from Oncorhynchus mykiss (rainbow trout), 2287 nucleotides. It is a transcript of the gene pank2, whose product is annotated as pantothenate kinase 2. Gene Ontology annotation, biological process: coenzyme A biosynthetic process. The record is from RefSeq and is a predicted model, not a curated record. Lineage: Eukaryota; Metazoa; Chordata; Actinopteri; Salmoniformes; Salmonidae. Gene Ontology annotation, cellular component: cytosol; nucleus. Gene Ontology annotation, molecular function: ATP binding; pantothenate kinase activity.